Molecule: messenger RNA, 3360 nt
Organism: Leptopilina heterotoma
Lineage: Eukaryota; Metazoa; Arthropoda; Insecta; Hymenoptera; Figitidae
Product: deleted in azoospermia protein 1-like
Exons: 7
Coding region: 260-2569 (769 amino acids)
Molecular function (GO): RNA binding
Source: RefSeq, a predicted model, not a curated record
UGUGUGACCAAGACGGCCAUCUUGUAAAAGUGUUCCCGUGUGGUGUGUGUGGUGUGUUUGCAGGUUCGGUAAAGGAGAACAGGAGCUUCGACGGGGACUGGAAGUCCUUAUCAAGUCGUUGCAACGGUCCUUGCCAGUCCCUGGGUAUCCAGGUGACCUUACGCGAGGCCACAGGACCUUACAACUGUUCUGACAACGAUAAACAAAAACAAAUACACGAAAGAAAAAAAAACUCAGCGCAUUCGUUUCAUAUUCGAAGAUGAGUUCUGCAUCCACGGGGGGCACGGAGGGGUCCAGUCCAGCCUCCAGCCCUGCUUCAGCAACGAGCCUUGCAAUGGCAGCUCCUAAAUACGGUACUUUAGUGCCUAAUCGCAUUUUUGUUGGCGGAAUUUCAGCGAGUACAAGCGAAGCCGAACUUGCUCAAGUUUUUUCCGCCUAUGGCAAUGUUAAAGCAACAAAAAUAAUCUCUGAUCGAGCAGGCGUCUCGAAGGGAUAUGGAUUUGUAACAUUUGAAACCGAAGAAGAAGCCAAACGUCUUCAACAAGAGAUUUAUUUACAGUCUGAAUGCAUCAUCGUGAGGGAAAGAAAGUUAAACAUUGCUCCCGCCAUUAAAAAACAGCCUUUUAGUCGAUCCUUCGACGGUGGAUCAGGUUCACCUCCUGCUGUGCCUACCAGUACUUAUUAUUACACGAAUGGCAUGAGUCUCACUUACCAAAAUGGUAUGACAUUUUAUAAUACAGCAACACCGGCACCUGGAACUGCAAUUGCACCGCCUCCAACAGAUCCCGCUGCGAUUUAUCAAGCAACUGGAGUAUUUGGGCCUCAAGCAACAGCAAGCCAUCAGACAUUUGCUCCAGUUAUGUAUCCAUGUCCAGCGCCAUCCAUAUACAUGCCGCAACAAUAUCAGUAUUCUCCAAUGCCGUAUGAGCCGUAUUAUACAGGGGCAACUACUGCUGGAGCUCAGUACAUGUUUGCAACCGGAAAUUCACAAAAUACAACGAGCGGUAAUGCAAAUGGCUCAGGAACAAGCAUCAAUGGUACAGGUGUAACGAGUCCAUCAACUGGACCACCACCUUUACAAUCAUUGCCACCGCCGCCUCCGACUCAUUAUUACGCAUCGACCGCUCCCCAUCAUCAUCAUCCGCCAGUUCCUGCUGGUCCACCAGCUUCUCAAAUGGAUCAUGUUUAUUAUUCCUUCACCACUGGACAUCCACCGCCACCUCCGCACGCACAGAUCGGUCUCGGUGAUCAGCAAUUGCUUCUCUACACCACUGAUCCCUCGUGUCAGCCGCAAACCACCGAAAAUCAGACUAAUCAACAGGAGGACUCUCGUUCAACAUCGAGCCACUCGGAGCAGCAACAAAGUGAAACGCAGGCUGCACAGCCCACGGGGUCAUCAACAUCUUUGGUACCCGUGAUGCCGAUCAAAGUUCCAAUGUCCGGUCGUUACACUAAUUAUCAUCCAUUAGCUGUCCAUUCGUCCAACAUUCACAAUUCACAGACUUGCCUAAACGAAACAGACGACACAACCGGAAAUCAAAUGCACUUUGUUUAUCAUCCAACAGUUUACAUUCCUCACACACCACCCUAUCACACAUCCAAUAAUAGCAGUCUCCUUCCCACUCCACCACCACCACAACAACAACAACAACAAUCCAAUCAACAACAGACAUACGAGUACAAUCAAAAACAGCAAAACUAUCGCGACUAUCAGAAAACAUUCACCAAUCCACAAAGCAAUUACGUUUCGCAAAAUUCCAAUUUCCUAAUUCAUCAGAACAACUUUUCCAAAUCUCACACUUCUGGCAAUCCUCCGUUGUACAACAAGUACAACACUGAUUUGCACAAAUACCAGUCAAUCGGAAUUCCCUCUUCUCGUAUUGCUGGACAUUACAAACGUUACGGUUCGAAUGCGGGCUCGUCCUCAUGUUUCUUGUCUCAAAAACCCACCACCACCUAUCAUUCUAAUCCAAGAGCAAUGGGACCGAAUAAAUCAAAUUACGACUAUAAUCGACGCAACGAUUACAAUCAGGACAAACAUCAAACAAUUCGCAAAAACAAUAUAACGCGUUCUGAUAAAACUGAAAUCGAAAAAAAUCAAAACGAAAUGAAUCGCACAAAUGCGAAUUCAAAGGAGACAGGAAAUAUCGAGAAAUCAACGAGCCCGCCUCCGGCACCGUACUCCCCAAUGACUCGUCCUCUUCCCACCCUCUCACCACCAACAUCACAGGUCCAGUUUUACAAUCCGGCUCAAAAUCGUUUCCAAACGCCAAUUCAACAACAAUCGAAUCAACAACAACGUCGAUAUACACCGGGACAAGGGCGACGAACAACCGACAACAAAUACAACAACAAUUCGUCGUCAUCAUCGUCGUCGUCAAUUCUCCGUCAAUCGAAAUACAAGGUCAAUGGAAUUGCACCCAAAGUGACUGACGACAGUAUCGGAGGCGCUGGCGAUGCUCCAACAAGAAUGCCAAUCACGCCACCAGCAACACCUCGUAAUCAUUCAUCCGGCGAACAAAAUCAACUGAACGACUCGUGCCAUCAAAUGGCGGCUCUUACUCUUUAAAAAAAACUUUUUUUCGUUAUUAUUUUUGCGGGACAAUUUCUUACUCUUGUGAUCUCAAGUCCUGCACACACACCGAAAUCAGCCGAGACUCAAAAAAUUUUUUUUUCCCGAGUCACUGAAUUGUUGAAUAUUUAUAGAAUAAAUACGAAACGAGAUAUCAGUAUAAGGCGAGAUAUAUAUCGACAUUUACAGAUAUUAUAAGAUAUUAUUGCUAGGUACGAGGCACGAUAUACAUUAAUAAUAAUAUUUAAAAAAAAGUAUAUAUAUAUUACGAAUAUAUAUAUUAUAUUGCAUAUAUCUAAUUAUACAUUUCAGAAUCAGCUAAAUUCAAUUUAAGAAAAAGUCAGAUUUAUUAUUAUUACUUAUCAUUCUAGGAAACUCAAACGAAACGCGUUUAAUUUCCUUCGAAGAUUACGCAACCCUUUUUUGUUUUCUUUUUAAAACAAGAAGACUGAAUCAUUUUUCGAAAUUAUUUUCGAUUAUGAAAUUGUUUUGAUUAUAAUAUCACUUGCCUGGCUGUAUUAGGAAAAUAGUAAAAAUGUUGAUAGUCGAGAGGAAACGCAGGGCCUUUGGUUGAGAAAGAAAAUUGAAGUUUAAAAAGCUAAUAUGUCCAGCUAACAAUACACUGCGAAUACAAGUCAAGUGCCAGUUAAUUUUCAUAAAGAAGAUUAUUUUCGAAUUGAUUUUUCUAAAAGAGAAGGAAAUUUACUUGACGAGAAGAGAAACCGGACUUUGAGGGAAGAAUUCAGUGAUAUCAAUAUUUCUGUUUGUUUCAAAAAAAUUCAAAACAU